Molecule: messenger RNA, 2980 nt
Organism: Tripterygium wilfordii
Lineage: Eukaryota; Viridiplantae; Streptophyta; Magnoliopsida; Celastrales; Celastraceae
Product: protein KINESIN LIGHT CHAIN-RELATED 2
Exons: 3
Coding region: 541-2709 (722 amino acids)
Molecular function (GO): protein binding
Source: RefSeq, a predicted model, not a curated record
AUACUGGCUUUUCCCAAUUUGUCCCUUGAAUUUUAAAUUUUCUCUUCUUUUCCAGGCAACUCUCGCGAGCUUUGUAUAAAUACUUGCAGAGAUAAAUACAACAGCCACAGUUUCUCUCUUUCUCUUCUAUAUCUGUAUUGAACGCUCGGAGAAGUGGAGAACAUAACACAUUCGUCCUUGUUUUCUGAAACAGAACAACUAAUUAAGUUUGGAAUCCAUAUUAUGCAAGAAGACAUUGCUUUCGCUAAUUCGAAUUGAAGGGUGAUAUAAAGUCGGUCUAUUUCAAGCAUCAUAUCCAUAGUUAGCGUAUUCAUCCUGGUUAGAAGCUCCACCUCCAUCUCCACCUCCGUUUACAUCCUUUUCAAUUUGGUGGAUUUAGAAUAAUGUUGUGCCUCUAAUAUUGUUGUAUACACAAUUCGCAUGAAUUACGAAAAAUGGUGUUAAUGCCUGAGUCAAAUAGGUAGAUUGAAUUGGAUUUCAUACAUAUUUAGAAGUUUCAGUUUUUGUCGAUGUUGUUAUUGAUAUGCCAUUCAGAGUGAUAUGCCUGGACUACCAAUGGAUGUGGUGAAUGGAAUCAUAGUAUCAGAUGAACAAAAUCAGAACAGUUCACCUUACAAGGAAGGUUUUACUCAACAAAGUUCUCCAAGAAGUCCUUUGAGUCGGCGGAGUCCUCACAGUGACUCCCUUGAUCUUGCUAUUGAUGGCGUAAUCGACACCUCGAUUGAGCAGCUGUAUCACAAUGUCUGUGAGAUGGAGAGUUCUGAUAUGUCACCCUCGAUGCCUAGCAUGAUCUCGUAUGGUGAGGAGUCGAGGAUUGACUCAGAAUUGCGCCAUCUUAUUGGUGACAUUGAGGAAAUGGAGAUGACAAAGGAGGUGGUGGCAGAGAAUAAAGGAGAGAGUAAUAAUGGGGACUUGACUCCUCAGAAAGAAAAUAAGACUCUUGGAAUAAAGUCAUCCAAGAAGAAUAAUAACCAAACUCUGAGUGCUAAGAGGAUUUCUCACUUGCAGCCUGAAGGAUCUGCGAGAUCAAGUCCUAGGAGCAACUCAUCUCAUGGCAGACCUGAAAUGGAAAAGCGAAAUGAAAAGAUUAAUGGAAAGUCGAAUGUUGUCUUUCCCAGGAAGAAGCGGGAGAAUUAUGCUUUCGGGGCUAAGUUUCAGAAUGUAAUGGGUGAUCUUUCUGAGGAAGGAUUAGAUAAUCCUGACCUCGGACGAUUCUUGCUUGAACAAACAAGGAAUAUGAUUUCUGCUGGUGAGAAACCACAGAGGGCUCUUGAAGUUGCUCUUCGAGCAGUAAAAUCAUUUGAGGUAUGUGAAAAUGGGAAACCGGAUUUAGAGCGGGUCAUGUCUUUGCACGUUUUGGCAGCCAUACACUGCAGCUUAGGUCAAUACAAUGAGGCUAUUCCCGUGCUUGAGCGCUCAAUUGAGGUUCCAGUCAUAGAAGAUGGCCAAGAUCAUGCCCUAGCUAAAUUUGCAGGCUGCAUGCAAUUAGGGGACACUUACGCAAUGUUGGGUCAGAUUGAGAAUUCAAUUUUGUGUUACACAGCAGGUUUGGAAAUCCAAAGACAAGUUUUGGGAGAGAUAGAUCCUCGAGUUGGUGAGACGUGUAGGUACGUGGCUGAAGCACAUGUUCAAGCAUUGCAAUUUGAUGAUGCUGAGAAGAUUUGUCAGAUGGCCCUUGACAUUCAUAGGGAGAAUGGUGCUCCUGCUUCUUUAGAGGAGGCAGCGGAUAGAAGACUUAUGGGCCUUAUCUGUGACUCAAAAGGCGACUAUGAAGCUGCACUUGAGCAUUAUGUUUUAGCUAGCAUGGCCAUGGCAUCAAGUGGUACUAAUGAAUUAGAUGUGGCCUCAAUAGAUUGCAGCAUUGGAGAUGCUUACUUAUCUUUGGCACGGUAUGAUGAAGCGAUUUUCGCUUAUCAGAAAGGACUCACAGUGUUUAAGGCAAAUAAAGGAGAGAAUCACCCAUCUGUUGCAUCAGUUUAUGUUCGUUUGGCUGAUUUGUACAACAGGAUAGGAAAGUUCAGGGAUUCAAAAUCUUACUGUGAGAACGCGCUUCGAAUAUAUGGAAAGCCUAAUCCUGGGAUUCCCUCAGAAGAGAUUGCUAGUGGUCUUAUUGAUGUUUCUGCCAUCUAUCAGUCGAUGAAUGAAUUGGACCAGGCGCUUAGGUUACUUAAAAAGGCACUGAAGAUAUAUGGAGAUGCUGCUGGUCAACAAAGCACAAUCGCAGGCAUUGAGGCCCAGAUGGGAGUCAUGUACUAUAUGAUGGGGAACUACUCUGACUCUUACAGCGCUUUCAAAAAUGCCAUUUCGAAGUUCCGGGAAAGUGGAGAGAAGAAAUCUGCUUUGUUUGGGAUUGCUUUGAACCAAAUGGGACUUGCCUGCGUGCAGCGUUAUGCGAUAAAUGAAGCUGCAGAUAUGUUUGAAGAAGCGAGAAGCAUUUUGGAGAAGGAAUAUGGUCUCUAUCACCCUGAUACAUUGGGGGUCUAUAGCAAUCUGGCUGGCACCUAUGAUGCAAUGGGCAGACUCGAUGAAGCCAUUGAAAUCUUGGAACAACUUGUUGGAAUGAGAGAGGAGAAGCUUGGAACAGCAAAUCCUGAUGUGCACGAGGAGAAGCGCAGAUUGGCUGAGUUACUGAAAGAAGCAGGGAGGGUCAGGAGUAGGAAAUCCAGAUCACUCGAAAAGCUCCUUGACGCGAAUUCUCUGACAAAAUGAAAGAUGAUGGCAUUACGGUUUCAUAGCACUGGUGAUAAUGUAAAGAUGAAUGUCUGAUACAUUUGGAUUAUUUUUUUCCUAGAAGAGGAUUAGGUGGUUUGCUUUGUUUGUACAUUUUCUAUUGCCAAAUUGGGAAAAAUAAGGAGCAAGAGCUAGGAGUGGAUUUUGGUUUUCAAGUGCUUAUUGUCAUCUGUUGAGUGAUUGUAAAGGUUCUGUGUAUACUUACAUUAUUUAUUUGGUUGAUGAAAUUCAUUGUCACAUUCUUGUUCAA